This is a messenger RNA of Eruca vesicaria subsp. sativa (arugula), 2389 nucleotides long. NCBI's taxonomy places the organism in Eukaryota, Viridiplantae, Streptophyta, Magnoliopsida, Brassicales, Brassicaceae. The record is from the annotation of a GenBank genome assembly.
GAUUUUCUCAUUAUAAGAUUUUAUUUUAAAAAAAAACAUAACAAUAAAGCAGAGUCUAUAGACAUUUUCAACGACUAGAUUCAAUAGAUUUACCGAAUGUUCAGAAACGAUUCCAUCUCGAAACAGAGAGAAAGACAUGCCUUCAAGACAAAACUCAAUCCUCCGACCAAAGCCAUUCAACAACAACAGAACAUCAGUUCUCUUCUUAAUCCUCACAAUCUCAUCAUCACUCGUCAUCUUCUUCGCAGUCAUCUACUUCAUCUACCACCUCUGGACUUCUCUUCUCAACCGCUCAAGAACCAUCCCUUUCUUCGACGUUGCCUCAUCUCCAUCAAAGCUCCAGCUUUUCUCUUACAAAGAGCUCAAGCUAGCAACCAACGACUUCGACGAGUCCAACGUGAUCGGCAAAGGAGGCUCGGGGACUGUCUUCAGAGGCAUUACAAGAGACGGGAAGCUCUUCGCUGUCAAGAGACUCGAUAGCCUCUCUCUACAAUCCGAGACUGAGUUUCAGAACGAGUUACAGAUCCUAGGAGGGCUAAAAUCGUCUUUUCUUGUGACCCUUUUGGGAUACUGCGUUGAGAAGGAUCAUCACAGGUUCUUGGUUUACGAGUAUAUGCCUAACAAGAGUCUUCAAGAGCUUCUUUUCAACGAAGAAGGCUCGUGUUUGAGCUGGGAGAGGAGGUUUAGUAUCAUUCUUGACGUAGCGAAAGCUCUUGAGUUUAUGCAUUUUGGGUGUGACCCACCUGUGAUACAUGGAGAUAUUAAGCCAAGUAAUGUUCUUCUUGAUUCUGAGUUUAGGGCAAAGAUUUCUGAUUUUGGUUUGUCUAGAGUGAAAGUUGAGGAAGGAGGUUAUGGGGUUGAUUUGUUCAGUCAAGACUUGGGGAAGAGUCAAGAGCUUUCUGAGAGCAAUCCUCAGACAGGUGUUGCUACUCCAACGCAUAAUCAUGAGGUUGAUUUCUCUCUUGCUUUACAAGCUUCUUCCUCUUCCAAGAACAGUAGAACGAGUCGUAACAUUAAGGCAAUGAAUCUGAGCUUAGCUAUGGAAGGUGAAGCGAAAGGAAAAGAGGUUGAGGAUCAUGAGUUUGAGCAGGGGAAGGAGAUGAAUUUGAGUCCUAACUCGGUUCUUGAUUUGGGGAAACAAUGGGGGAGAGAUUGGUGGUGGAAGCAAGAAGGGAGUGGUGAGUUGUGUAGUAAAGAUUAUGUUAGGGAAUGGAUAGGGAGUCAGAUUCACACUGAGAAUCCAGAGUGGGAUGAUGAGAAGAAGAUUAUCACUAGCACUCCUGAGCUGGGAGUUUCAACUAGGACAAUAGAUAAAGUAGAGUCUGGUUUGAAUGAAUCUAGGUUGUUUGACACUCUUCAGGAGAAGUUUGCAAAGGAAGAGAGCAACGAGAGCACACAGAAGAAAUCUAGAAAGAAGAAGAAGAAGCAUAGGAACAUGGAGGAAUGGUGGAAAGAGGAAGAGCAUCAAGACGAGAUGAACAGCAAAAAGAAGAUUAGAGUGUUGAGAAUCAAUCUCAAGAACCGUUUAAAAGUCCCACAUUUUCGUUACUGUUUUCAUGGUAAGGGUGGGAACAGCGUGGAAGACCGAGAAGGAGAAGCAGCAGGAGAGUUCAGCUUCAGAAGAGGGUGGAGAAGAAAAAGCAGUAGCAGCAGCAAGAAGAAGAAUAAAUCAACGGGAAGUGAGAUGUGGAGUGGAGACUUGUUCAGCCGAGAGUUAAGCAGCACUACGAGUAUGAGAGGAACAUUGUGUUACAUAGCACCAGAGUACGGAGGAGGUUGCUGUUACUUGAUGGAGAAAGGAGAUAUCUACAGCUUUGGAGUACUGAUUCUAGUGAUCAUCUCAGGUAGGAGGCCUUUGCAUGUCCUUGCAUCGCCAAUGAAGCUUGAGAAAGCCAAUUUGGUUAGCUGGUGUAGGCAAUUGGCUCAGUCAGGGAAUGUUCUUGAGCUUGUGGACGAGAGGUUGAAGGAUGUGUAUAACAAGGAAGAAGCAGGACUGUGCAUUAACUUGGCUUUGGCAUGUCUACAGAAAGCACCUGAGUUAAGGCCUGAUAUUAGUGAAGUUGUGAGGAUCUUGAGAGGGGAAAUGGACAUUUCAGCAACUGCUUUUGAGUUUUCUCCAUCGCCUCCUGCAAAAAUUCAUGGCAAUAGAUCAAAGCGGAGAGGUUAAAACAGAGCACUGCAGAGUAGUAGUUCGAAGUUUGAUCUGAUUUUUUAUUGUUAUUGUUUUCUUUCUGAAAUUGUUGAAUGUAACUUAAGAGGGUUUUAGCUUUUGAGAAUUGUAUUAUGUUGUAAUGUUUGUAAACUAUCACCACCGAGUUCCAUCAAAAAGCAGAAGAGUGUAUAUCAAACUAUAGUUCAACUGCAGUUCUGUAUUGAGACAUUUCUCAAU